Molecule: messenger RNA, 3335 nt
Organism: Anguilla anguilla (European eel)
Lineage: Eukaryota; Metazoa; Chordata; Actinopteri; Anguilliformes; Anguillidae
Gene: spry1
Product: sprouty homolog 1, antagonist of FGF signaling (Drosophila)
Exons: 2
Coding region: 1404-2378 (324 amino acids)
Biological process (GO): negative regulation of fibroblast growth factor receptor signaling pathway; negative regulation of MAP kinase activity; multicellular organism development
Cellular component (GO): cytosol; membrane
Source: RefSeq, a predicted model, not a curated record
AAAGUAACCAAAGACGAAAAUGUAGUGCAACUGCUGCACUUGUUUCUUCUAUUUUUAAAAAGCUAUUCACUUUGCAGACUUCCGCACACGGAAGGUUGCCGUAAAGGUCAGCUAUCUGCGGACUUUCCAUUUGAAUAGGAUAGAUUGACUUUGUAUUGAACUUCCUAUUCUCAUGGGUCCGGAUGUAAGGCAUCCUCGACACCAAUCAAACCAGACAGUCAAGAACUGAGCGGGGCAUCUUAUCUUUUCAUUUUCUCCCUCGCGGGACGCUUCUCUUUUAAGGUGGCUGUGCAAUGUUCGUCGAAAAGAGAGAUCCUAAGCGAAUUGAACGGGCUAUCCCCUUUUUUAUAUUUGAACAGUCAUCCAUCCAAGUCGGUUUUCAACAACUCCUUCUUUCAGUUGCUUUCUGUCGCGUUAUUAGUCCGUUUUACGUUACGCAUGUUUUCUUACAAGAUCUGUGUUAGACUUCGUUGUUGUCGUCAAUACAGUAAGAUAGUCAGUUAAAGCCUAAAACGCGGUUUGUUUGUUUGCCCAAAUAAAUUAGUGAUCGGCUGGAGACGUAUGCCUAGACAACGAAAACUGCUUGCAGCUUUUGCAUUUCCUGCUGGUGUAUGUGAAGUUUAUUAGUAACUUUGCAAAAAAAAAAAAAAAGUUUCUCGUGUUUAUUGGAAGCUUGUUAAACGGGUCCACCUUAAAGGCUGCACACAUCUCUCCAUCGCCCAGCCCCCCACAGCUGUCCAAUGAAUUAAGAGCGGAUGCGAUGUAUCCUUUUUCAGUGGGGUGAAUGACCAAUGGGAGUUGGCCAGUCGAACAAACACAGAACUCUACAUUCUCAUUCAUUCAGUGUUAAAGACAGCCUCGAGGAGUGCUGAUGAGCUCGCGUCACAUUUCAGUGGGUUUUCAGCUUUUGAUGGAAAAUUGCACGCGAGGAAAUAACUUCAUUCUCUCCCAAGUGCAAAUCCAACAAUCGGAUGUGUUUUUUAUAUAUUUUUCUUCCUUUGAAGUAAAUUCAAAACACGUUUUUGUAUCCUGUUUGUUGGUUACUGCUCAUUUUGUUGGGCAAAACAGCACUGGCUGAUUUGACGUCGGCAACCUUUCCGCUGCACUGGGCGCGUGUUUCUGCAAGCAUUUACUGUGGAUUUACCCCCUUUCUGGAACGCAUUGGUAUGUUUUUGUACGUGUUCAAAAGCGAGAAGCUCGAGUUAACGUCCGAACUUCUGUUUGUGGAAUUACAGUCGUUUUGUAAUGUGUGAUAUGGACCUUAAUACUUUCGGACAAGUUCACUGGACGGGUCCUUCUUGGUAUAUUCUUUGAUGGAUUCGAUAACAUGGAUGGUUGCAUAUAGCAGGAUUUCAGAUGCAUGCCAAGUCCGCGGUGAACGUCGGAAGUGGUGAUCGGCCCAGAUGGAGCACCAGAGUCAGCGCGGUGGCGGUGCGCUAGCUUCCCUACAGCAACCCUCGCCAGAGGGGCGGCCCCGGCUCGAGUUCGAGAGGGACCUCCAGCGCACCGCCAUCCUCUCGCUGGACCAGAUCAGGGCCAUCCGCUCCUGCAACAACUACACUGAGGGCCCCACUGCCCCCCGGAGGGCAAUCCCCCCAAGGGCCGCGCCCCGGUCUGACAAGCAGGAAAGAACUCACGAGGUCAUCAACAUCAACAACAACUACGAGCACCAGGCCCCCGGCCACACUGGGACCCAGUACGGGCCCAGGGCCCCAGUCCUGAGCCGGUCCACAAGCACGGGGAGUGCGGCCAGCUCGGGGAGCAACAGCAGUGUCUCUUCGGAACAGGGCCUCCUGGGCCGCCCCCAGCCUGGCCGCGUGAGCUCGCCGCACCGGCCGGACCGCGCCGUCCGGACUCAGCCCAAAGCUCGGGCCCCACCUCCCCCAGAGGAGGUGCUGAAGCCCCCCGCUACGUGGAAGGAGGAGGAGGACUGUGCUUCAGGGCACCGGUUUGUGUGCGAGCAGUGCGGGAGGUGCAAGUGCGUGGAGUGUACGGCCCCCAGGACGCUCCCCUCCUGCUUGGCCUGCGGGGGGCAGUGUCUGUGCUCCGCCGAGACCCUGCUGGAGCACGGCACUUGCAUGUGCCUGGUCAAGGGCCUCUUCUACCACUGCUCCAAUGAUGACGAGGGAGACUCGUGCGCCGACAGCCCCUGCUCCCUCUCGCGCUCUCACUGCUGCUCACGCUUCCUCUGCAUGGGAUUAAUGUCGGCCCUCUUCCCCUGUUUACUGUGCUACCCGCCCGCCAAGGGCUGUGUCAAGGCCUGCCAGCGCUGCUACGACCGGGUCAAGCGGCCCGGCUGCCGCUGCAAGAACUCCAACACUGUCUACUGCAAGCUGGAGAACUGGUCACCUCCAAGGGCACCAGGAAAGCCUUCUUGAUUCUCCCUGUUGCAGAUUGGACAACUGGUCACCCAUGAAGGCCCAGGGAAGCCUUUCUUAUUCUCUCUGUUGGAGAAAGAAAGGGGUGGAUUCGUUUGUGUGAUUAUAAUGAUGAUAAUAAUAAUAAUUAUUGAUGUUUAUCAAAAUGUUUAAGCACCUCCCAUCCCAAUCUCUCACCCCCUCUCCUAUUUUCUUCACUGCAAAACUCUUUUUGGCCCAAACUUGGAGUUUGGGGGGAAAAUAACCACUUCCCCACCCCCUCACCUCCCUAUCCCCUUUUUCAAAUUUUGCAACAGGCCCCUCUAAAAACCAGUGUUUGCCUUGUCGUGUCAUCCUCAGAUACUUAUUAACACUCUUGUCUCCUUGUAAAGACUUUUUUUCAGCUAGGAAGUUCUCUUGUUUCUUCCAGCUUUGUGUCAGAGUAGCCUCUUGCCAAAUCUGUGAAGGACUAUCUGGAAAAUAUGUCACUGUUACCGGAUAUCCAUAGCAACCAAGGUUGAUUUCUCUCCCUCUCCCUCCCCACUUCCUACUUUAACCUCAUCACUGGCUGCCACAUUUAAGCCAUGAUAUUCUCGUGCUCUAGUGGCAUUUUUGGAAGUACAUUUUUCUUGUAGAAAUAUCUGAAUUUUUUUUUUUCCCCCCCCCCCCCCUCCCAUCGCGCUCCCAACUUUUUCAUUCAGUCUGUGGCAUUUUUUGUUGUAAAUUGUAUGUAUAAAUCUUAAAGAUGAAAAUCUGGCUAUUUUUUAAAGAAAAAUGUCUGUCAAAACAUUUUUGUUGUAAAGAAUAUUUAUUAUGUCAAGCGCUAUUAUUUUAUGAUAUUUAUUGCAAAAGACAGUCUUGAAAAUUUACUCAUGUCUGAAUAUAACAAAAUAUCAAUACAUACUGAAAAAUUAAAGGGUGGCACAAAGAAACUAUGUUAACUGUAAUGCAGAAAAUAUAUUAACUAAUGAAAAAUAC